UGGAAGGUAUAGUACAGUAGGAUGGUUCAUUAUUAUAAACAGACCUGAUUGGCUGGGAGGAUGUAGACUGGACGGUACAGUACAGUAGGAUGGUUCAUUAUUAUAAACAGACCUGAUAUUGGCUGGGAGGAUGUAGACUGGAAGGUACAGUACAGUAGGAUGGUUCAUUAUUAUAAACAGACCUGAUAUUGGCUGGGAGGAUGUAGACUGGAAGGUAUAGUACAGUAGGAUGGUUCAUUAUUAUAAACAGACCUGAUUGGCUGGGAGGAUGUAGACUGGACGGUACAGUACAGUAGGAUGGUUCAUUAUUAUAAACAGACCUGAUAUUGGCUGGGAGGAUGUAGACUGGAAGGUACAGUACAGUAGGAUGGUUCAUUAUUAUAAACAGACCUGAUUGGCUGGGAGGAUGUAGACUGGACGGUACAGUACAGUAGGAUGGUUCAUUAUUAUAAACAGACCUGAUUGGCUGGGAGGAUGUAGACUGGAAGGACCAUUGUGACCCUCAUCAGGAUGUCUCUGACUGCACUCCCCAGGACGGUGGUUCUCUGUGUGGGACGCCACUCAGAAACAAGACAGAGAAUCAUGGUCUGGUACCAGAGAGCCCCACCUUCUUCAACUCCAGCCCGUUCAAGGCCCUCUCUCCCCAGACGCCCAAGUUCCUCAAGUCUCUGCUGUCGGUCAGAGAGGAGAGCAAGACCAAGAGAGUCCUGGAGGCACGACCACUACUGGGACAGGAGAGCAUGCGCUCCUCAUGUGUGGACAGCUCUGUGCUGCUCCCCCCUCCCUGCCACGGCCAAGCCCCCUGGCGCAGGCCCAGAGCAGGCAGCGAGGGCCACCGCAGCCCCUCCACCGCCACCCUCACCCCCUCCACCCUCACCCUCAGUACCUGCACCAGCAGGAAGCUCAGCCUUACACUGCCACACACCGCUGACUCUGAGGAGGAGACAGACAUGGCCCUGAGUUUGGGUCUGGGCCCUCAGGACUUCCACAGCUUCCAGUCCUACAUCCCAGAGGACUUUGCCAACUUUGAGGUGUACAACGCUGCCCUGGAGAGCCAGGAGGGGGGCGGGGGCAGGGGAGAAGGGGCUCCCCGGAGCCCCACCGCCAGCAGCUGCACCAGCGGUUACUUCUCCCACAGUGCCUCAGACGCCACGCUCUCUGACGUGCCAUUCGGGGCCAGCGACAGCUCCGACCAGCUCAGCGCCUCCGCAGUGGCUCAAGACAGAAAUGACCCUGACCGGGAAACCCACAACCUCCACCCCCACGAGUCCCCCUCCUUCCACUGCACCAGCACGGCCCGAGGCUGUGUCCAGACCAGAAGUGUCUCGCCGUGGGGUGACACCCAGACCCCUGCGUGUCCCCCCGGCGUCCCCUCCCAGCCCCUCCCCACCACCUCCCCCUCCUCCCCUGUCAGUAUUCCUAACUGCUCAGAGCAGCCACCCUCCCCCUCCUCCCCUGUCAGUAUUCCUAACUGCUCAGAGCAGCCACCCUCCCCCUCCUCCCCUGUCAGUAUUCCUAACUGCUCAGAGCAGCCACCCUCCCCCUCCUCCCCUGUCAGUAUUCCUAACUGCUCAGAGCAGCCACCCUCCCCCUCCUCCCCUGUCAGUAUUCCUAACUGCUCAGAGCAGCCACCCUCCCCCUCCUCCCCUGUCAGUAUUCCUAACUGCUCAGAGCAGCCACCCUCCCCCUCCUCCCCUGUCAGUAUUCCUAACUGCUCAGAGCAGCCACCCUCCCCCUCCUCCCCUGUCAGUAUUCCUAACUGCUCAGAGCAGCCACCCUCCCCCUCCUCCCCUGUCAGUAUUCCUAACUGCUCAGAGCAGCCACCCUCCCCCUCCUCCCCUGUCAGUAUUCCUAACUGCUCAGAGCAGCCACCCUCCCCGCGGCCCCGCAGGUGUGUCCUCAGCAUCAGCCAGGAGUUUACAGACUUCAAGGGGGCCGACAGCAUGGAGGAUCUGGGUGAGCUGGGACACUUCCAGUCUGGGGAUGCACCACACAUAUCCCCUGUCCCAGCGGAGGAGGAGAAAGGGGGCUCUGGCAGCAGGCACCAGACCUCUGACAAAGACCUGGUCGUCAUCAACACACAACAACAACAACAUAAAUCUCACCCCGAUAACGCCCGGCUCCCUCAGCCCCACUCACACCUCCACAACGGCAAACAGUGUAUCGGCAGCGCAGCCGUGCCCUGCCCACCACCCUCCAGCCCGCCAGGCCAGCUAGCAGGAGGAGAGCCCCAGAUCCAGGAGCCAAUCCAGGAGACCUACCUCCAGGGAGCCCCUGUCCCAGCCCAAGCUGCCCGAGCCCCAACCCCAGCAGCACUGAGGCCUCUGGGGACUCCUGCAGCGGGGACGAGGGCCCUGGUUCUCCGGUGGCCCAGCUGCCUGACUGGAUGGCCCCCGGGGAGCAGGUAUGGGUGGGGAAGAGGGGCGGCACGGUGCACUACGUCGGAGGGGUGGAGUUCGCCAAGGGGAUCUGGGUCGGGGUACAGCUGGACCUGGCUGUGGGCAAGCACAACGGGACAGUCCAGGGGAGGGUUUACUUCCGCUGUCCUCCAGGCCACGGGGUGUUCGUCAAGCCCUCCUGUCUCACUAGAGGACCCCCCUCCAUGGACACCACAGACCCCCAGCCUCUGGUCCGAUAAAAUUCCCAGUCUUUCCAGGAAUCCCGGUUGGAAUGUUCCCAGAAUCAGGAGGGAAUAAGAAGGAACUCCAGAAUCCUCAAACCAGCAUUUCUGGAAAACCUGGGAAUUUGGGGAAAGGAACGUUCCACCCAGGACUAAUCAUCUAAAGGGGUACCCAGAUCCAGAGCCGUUCCUACUAGACCAGGGCCAGAUCCAGAACAGUUCCUACUAGACCAGGCCCAGAUCCAGAACGGUUCCUACUAGACCAGGGCCAGAUCCAGAGCCGUUCCUACUAGACCAGGGCCAGAUCCAGAACAGUUUCUACUAGACCAGGGCCAGAUCCAGAACAGUUUCUACUAGACCAGGGCCAGAUCCAGAGCCGUUCCUACUAGACCAGGGCCAGAUCCAGAACAGUUUCUACUAGACCAGGGCCAGAUCCAGAGCCGUUCCUACUAGACCAGGGCCAGAUCCAGAACAGUUCCUACUAGACCAGGACCAGAUCCAGAACAGUUUCUACUAGACCAGGGCCAGAUCCAGAGCAGUUUCUACUAGACCAGGGCCAGAUCCAGAGCCGUUCCUACUAGACCAGGGCCAGAUCCAGAACAGUUCCUACUAGACCAGGGCCAGAUCCAGAACGGUCCCUACUAAACCAGGGCCAGAUUCAGAACAGUUCCUACUAGACCAGGGCCAGAUCCAGAACAGUUCCUACUAGACCAGGGCCAGAUCCAGAACAGUUCCUACUAGACCAGGGCCAGAUCCAGAACAGUUCCUACUAGACCAGGGCCAGAUCCAGAACAGUUCCUACUAGACCAGGCCCAGAUCCAGAACGGUUCCUACUAGACCAGGGCCAGAUCCAGAACAGUUCCUACUAGACCAGGGGCAGCUGUCAGCGCUCAACAGCUGAGCCCCAAAACCAGCUGUUCUUCUCUCAUUCUCACCCUCCCUCUGUUCCACUAGACUUCCGAUCAUGUGUCCUGUCUGUUGGUAUGAACGUCUGCUUCCCCUUUAACAUACCUGUCCCAUGCGUUUUAUGAAGGCAAAUCAUCGUUCAAUAUCCUUGUUCACUGAAAGUCAAACGCACACGUCCACCGUUUCUGCUGUGUUAUUUUAGCUAGAGAGCAUGUAGAUGGAUAGACAUGACCCAGGCCUGUUUAUCUGACGGUAGUGUCAUUGAAUCAGCUCAGCAGCUCAUAUUCCUGUUCAAACACCAGGUCUUCCCGGAGAGGUGACAGAGAGUUGUCAUCUGGGGUGUGUGGAUCCAGAAUGGACUCGUGUUGAUGACUCACUGAUAUCCGGAUCGGUUAUCCAAGUCACUGUGAUAUGUCGUCAGGGGUUACCAAAGAACUAAGGUUUCAUAUCUGCUGUUUUAACUGGUGUGUGUGUG
Molecule: messenger RNA, 4001 nt
Organism: Oncorhynchus masou masou (cherry salmon)
Lineage: Eukaryota; Metazoa; Chordata; Actinopteri; Salmoniformes; Salmonidae
Product: mucin-2-like
Exons: 7
Coding region: 741-2696 (651 amino acids)
Source: RefSeq, a predicted model, not a curated record